This is a messenger RNA of Pichia membranifaciens NRRL Y-2026, 1392 nucleotides long. RefSeq lists its product as hypothetical. The transcript has a single exon. Gene Ontology annotation, cellular component: mitochondrial matrix. Gene Ontology annotation, molecular function: protein binding. The coding region runs from base 1 to 1392 and encodes 463 amino acids. Lineage: Eukaryota; Fungi; Ascomycota; Pichiomycetes; Pichiales; Pichiaceae. The record is from RefSeq and is a predicted model, not a curated record.
AUGUUUGCCUUGUGGAAGAGAGGGAACGCUGCGGUGUUUGUGACGCUAGCGAAGCGCAGCCUGUCGGUGCCGGCCCGGAUCCCGGGCCGGGGUCUUGUGAAGCUCGACAGCUCAAGGUUUCUCCGGGUGUCCGGGCCAGACGCCUCGGUGUUCAUCAACGGGUUGACGACGGUGAAGAUGCUUCCGAAACAUCUCAAGAAGAACCAGACGACGAUCUCCGCCGCCGACAUCAACAACGAGGCCGUCGCCCGCUCGAUCGACCUCUCGCAGGAACUCAUCACGUCCAGCAACUGGGGCAUACUCCACGAGGCCGAGGAGUACGACCCGGAGGACCCCGCAGAGCUGCCGAUGCGCUUGGGCAUCCGCCGGGACGGGCGGUACGGCAUGAUCCUGAGGGCCAACGGCCGUGUCUUCUCGGACAUCUUCAUUUACCCGACGCCCUUUGUGCUCGACGGCGACGCCGCCAGCGAGCCGACGUACCUCAUUGAGUUGCUGAACGCAGCACAGUUCAAGCCGCUCCAGCUGAUGCUCAAGCUCCACAAGCUCCGGGCGAAGGUGGACAUCCAGGAGGAAAAGCUGGCGUCGUGGUUCUACUACGACAACUCGCCCGACGGCCACAAACUCUACGACACGUUGCUCGACGUCUACUUCUCAAAUUCCGCCUCGAAGGACCCUGCUGCCGCCAACCAGCUUGCAGCCAGACUCCUCAGCGACGGCGGGCUCAUUAGCCCCCGGCUCCCCCGCAAAGACGUCCUCGGCUUUGCUGUAGACCAGCGGUCAGACUACUUUGGCCUGAGAAUCGUCUCUCCUGAGGAACAGCCUCCCAUCGACAACGUCGACCUUCUUCCCCUGGAGACAUACGUUGCUCGUCGGGUCCAGCACGGGAUCGUGGAAAACACCGACUUCCAGAGCACGGCGACGCUUCCGUUCGAGUGCAACCUCGACUGGAUGCGGGGCAUCAACUACGACAAGGGCUGCUACAUGGGCCAAGAACUCACCAUCCGGACCUGGACGGGCAACGGUACUGUGCGCCGGGUCCUGCCUGUCGUCUUCGACGAGAAGAUCCCAGACCUCGAUGACGCCCACGCCAAGCUGGAACUGCGGGUCGUUGAGGACAGUGCGGAGGCCCAGCAAGAGCAGAAGGAGGAGAAAGAGCCUGUAUAUAAUCCGUUUGGAUCUCCAGCUUCUUCAUCAGCCGGCGCACGGCCUGUUCGGGCCCGUCGGGACGCAGGAAAGGUCGGAGAGGUGUUGGUGAACGACGGCGAACGCGGUUUAGCACGGGUCGAAAAGAGGUAUUUUGACUGGGACCAGGAGCUCACAAAGAAGGUCAGCAUCGUGCACAACGGCCACACGUACGCCGGCACCAUCGACGCCGGCAUCUGGAACGAGUGA